ACGGGGGGGGGAGGGUCUGGAAAGAUGGCGGAGCCGCCGAGCGUUUCUCCGGAGAGCUCCUGGACAGCCCGAGUUGACUCAACGUUUAGCGACAACGGGCUGGAUCCUGCACUCUUUGUGGAAAGCAGGAGGAAAGGGAGCAUUGUUUCAAGAGCAAACAGCAUCGGCUCCACCAGUGCCUCUUCAGUACCCAACACAGAUGAUGAAGACUCCGACUACCAGCAGGAAGCCUAUAAAGAAAUCUACAAAGACCGCCGCCGCCGCGCCCACACGCAGGCUGAGCAGAAGCGGCGGGAUGCCAUCAAGAAAGGCUACGACGAUUUGCAGUCGAUUGUACCUACAUGCCAGCAGCAGGAUUUCUCCAUAGGCUCAGGGAAGUUAAGCAAGGCAAUUGUGUUGCAGAAAACCAUUGACUAUAUCCAGUUCUUGCACAAGGAAAAGAAGAAGCAGGAGGAAGAGGUCUCCACGCUCCGGAAAGAUGUAAUGGCCUUGAAAAUCAUGAAAAUAAACUACGAACAGAUUGUCAAAGCUCACCAGGACAAUCCUAAUGAAGGGAAGAACCAGGUCUCCGACCAGGUGAAGUUCAACGUUUUCCAGGGUAUCAUGGAUUCCUUGUUCCAGUCCUUCAACGCCUCCAUCUCCGUGACAAGCUUUCAGGAGCUCUCGGCAUGUGUCUUCAGCUGGAUAGAAGAGCACUGCAAGCCACAGACCCUACGGGACAUUGUGAUCGGCGUCCUGCAACAACUGAAGAGCCAGCUCUACUGACCACACUUGGGCACCCCAGGAGGGGUGUGUUGUAGCCUGGCGCUCUGUAGCCAAGAGGCUAUUCCUGCCAGUACUUCCUCUUCAAGCUUUUUUGGAGGGCUAUUGAUUGUAUUGACCUCUGAAACCCUUCUCUCGGCCUCCUUAUGUGAGCAGGAAAGAAAUUAGCUGUCUGUUCAUGAGGAUCAGUCGCUGCGGUCUCGCUCUUUCAAGCCUUGGCCCUGAUGUGUUCUUCAUGUUGACCUAGCUUGUCUGAUAAAAAUCCAUCUACAACGCACAGUCCUGGGGUUUGAUUGUGAGCAAAGUUCCUUUCCUACAGGUACGCAAGUACCGGGACUCAAGCUCUCUUCCAGCCUUCGCUUCACCUCAAAUCAGGAGCAGAGGCUCUUAAAUUCUCAGUACACAUAAGGCUUUGGUCUAAGUGGCAUUAACUUGGUGUGGACACUUUAAAACAAAGCCACCUCUCUAUUGUGUUUUUUUCAGACACCCUAUUUACACACCCAGAUGCCUUUGCCCAACAUUUAGUUUGGGCUACUAAGGGCUGCGACCUGAACAAGUUAUGCAAUAAAUGGGUGUGUUUUGCAUACAUGAGGUAUUCUGCUUGCCGUGCAGAAGGGCAAUAAGCCAUGCUAACACUGAAGCCUUGCUCUCCAGUUCCAGCUUCUGUAAUUGUUUGACCGGAUCACAAUACCGUUUGCCUUCAGUACCACAGAAUGAGAGAGGAUGGCAAGGCUUACAUGGCAGGGGAAGCCUUUUCAGCCCCUCGGAGCCCCCCAGUUUCUAAAAAUGCAGCAAAAGUGAGCCUAAGCCAACCCUCCUCUGCAGCUUCUGCUUUCUGUUCUGUAGCUACAAAGGAGGAGGGUCCCCUGUCCUUUUAUAAGCACCACUUUCUAGAUCUGCUGCUGGCUGGUGGAUAAGGCCUCGCUUAGACAGACCUCACUUGUGAAAAUGAAAACUAUUUUUUUAUAUCAUGACAAGCAAUUCUAAUAAAUUUUGCUAAGUGUUUGAA
This is a messenger RNA of Zootoca vivipara (common lizard), 1771 nucleotides long. RefSeq names its product MAX dimerization protein MLX (gene MLX). The record is from RefSeq and is a predicted model, not a curated record. Gene Ontology annotation, biological process: regulation of transcription by RNA polymerase II. Gene Ontology annotation, cellular component: nucleus. NCBI's taxonomy places the organism in Eukaryota, Metazoa, Chordata, Lepidosauria, Squamata, Lacertidae. Gene Ontology annotation, molecular function: protein dimerization activity; DNA-binding transcription factor activity, RNA polymerase II-specific; RNA polymerase II cis-regulatory region sequence-specific DNA binding.